Ornithodoros turicata is the source of this 5678-nucleotide messenger RNA. RefSeq names its product transmembrane protein 268-like. The transcript is spliced from 10 exons. Bases 130 to 1524 code for a protein of 464 amino acids. Lineage: Eukaryota; Metazoa; Arthropoda; Arachnida; Ixodida; Argasidae. The record is from RefSeq and is a predicted model, not a curated record.
CAGACGUGUGUUGAACUUGCGCCUGGGAGGGGGUUUGGUCGUAAAGUCGUAAAGAUACCUGUUACAUAUUGCAUCGUGGAAACAUGAUUUUCUCCAGGAUAAUCUGAACCAGCAGCUGUAGCUAUCACGAUGUCUGCACCCGCUGAGCACACCGAAGUCACACCUGAAGCUGUCCAUCCUUCGGAGGAUAAGACUUCGGAAAGAUCUCUCUCCCCAUCAGAAUCUACAAAGACGUCGUGGGUGAAGUUUGAAGAGGACUCGUCAGAUGCACCCACACUGGAAUUAUCUCAGUCAAUACAAGUGGACAGGCCACUGCACUCAAAAGCAGAAUCUCCUCUCAGAUCACCCCCAAGUGCCGAGCCGCGUCCAGACCUAAGUGCGCAGCAGUCUCAGCCCUUACCUCCGCCGCGACCACCGGUAACGUUUACGUCAUCAGCGCCCCCAAGCGGUGGACCUCUGCAUCCUCUAGCCCCUGCACGGCUCAAGCCACGUCUUCCGUCGGGAACAGACAAUAAUAAUCACGUGCCUUCUCGAAGUCCCGAAUGGACGGAACCCACAGCAGUGCCUCUCAGUGAACGGCUCUCGGCUCGGGUCACAUCAACGACUGGUUUCAAUAAUGGUGACAUUAUUGUCAACGUUCUACCUACAAAUAAGGGUUGUGCCUGGGUGACCAAGGCAGAGUUCAAGCCGGAGCUAGUUCCAGAAGAACUCAUGGCAACUGGUCUCACUCUGACCGUUGAAGACUAUGUCAGUGCCAUGCAAGUCAUGGUGCACGAUGUGCGCUUCAACCUGUACAACGUGUGCUACAAGCGAUUGCUGCUCGCCUGGGUCUUAUUGGGCUUCUUCAUUCUGCUCUGUCUACUCUUCUCUGGUGUGAGAGGCCUGGCCCUGUUUGGUGGCGGCGUUGUCUGGCUGGUCGUCAAUGCCCUGGGAAUAUUCGUGUGCAUGUGGCUUAAGUUCAAGCUUCUUCACAUGCUGGAGCAGUGCAUGGCUAGCAUAAACAAUCUCUUCUUCCGCCAUAAGAUCCUUGUUGGACUGGAUGACCGUGGGAAAAUAUCCUGCCACAAAGUUCAUCUCAUUUUUGUUUAUUUCGAUGUUGGGCCAUGCAUACGAUACCUGUACGAAAUGUUAGAAGGUCAGGACCGCCAGGACAGUGCUCUGGCUGGAGGAGACGCUAGUUCACAGAACGGGGGAGCAGCUGCAUACCCCGUCCAGAGAUCUCGAAUGGACAUAGACACAUCAGACAUCAUCAUCACGGGGAGCAGCUCAACGACUCGCAUAUCGCAGAAGGAGAAAUACGCCGAAAAACUCCUCCUACGCUACAGUCAGCGAUGGGUGAAGGAAUUUGUGCGGAAACGCCUGGAGCUCAACAUGCCAGUGCAUCCGGAUGGUCUCGAAGAUGGGCCCAUUCCACCCAUACCUCCUCGACAUUGUCAGCUCGCGCGCUGCCCCUGUCAGUUCAUAGAGGAGCACCUGCGCUUCAAGCCCCUCACAAAAUGCAGCAUCACGGAACUGUGCUUCUAGGUGGGGGGGGGGAUCUUCCAAGUUCUCCACUCAUGCCGUGACACUUUGGUGCCUUCUCUGGUACUCCACAUCACUUUCUGUGGUGAAGUACACAACUCCAUGCAUUGCAGCGAUCAUAAUAUUGCACCGACAAGCGGAGAUGUACGGGAUACACCAUCUGAAAGCAUUGCCACAGGAUUAUUCAAUUAUGGCAAUGAACGUAUUGUAGGAUAGCUGUAGUUGUGCAGUUUAUUUGGCCUUUGAGGAGUUGUACCGCACAGAACCUUCUAGAGGGUUCCCACAUGGCAUUGUGCAAUUAUGUAAUCAAAGAGUAUAACCAGUUGUUGGGCUUGUUCAUGGAAGACUUCCCUUGCAGAGAUAUUUUCAAGCAUCUCAAGAUAAUAACAUCCUACGAAUGAGUGUCAGGCUCAAGCGUGCUAAGAAUGAAAGGCGCACCCUUGGCAGCUCAUUGUAUUGUAUUGUGCCAAUACACCAGUGCGCGCCCCGUCCGCAUUUAAUUCUGUCUAGAGUUGGCGUAACAAACGAUGUGUGGCAGCUGCACAAACCUGGAAGUGCCUUGACUGCACCAAUUAUGGGUGUACAUGGGCUAAGAGCUGCAGUCUUUGUUUAUGAGUAACGCAGAGAAAAGUUUUUUGAGCUGUGAAUGUAAUGUAGCUAAGGUGUAAUGUGUAAGGUGUAAUGUAGCUAAGGUGUAGCUAAUGCAGCUAAGCACAUUAGAAUGUGCUGACAGGUCUUAGUUCAUGAGUGCUCAAUGCAUCCAUAAUGUACCAUCUGAAGUAAUCUCUCUUCACAACUGUUAUGCAAUUCAGUUUACCCCCUAAUCCUGGUUCCUUACGCUAUGAUUGGGAUAAACGUUUACUUUGAUGUACAUGUAUCUAAACAAACAGUGUCGCGACAGUCCCACUAAAUGGGUACAGUACGAGACGCAAUUUGUAGUAAUCCACAAGAACCAGUUCCGAGUCGUUCCCCGCGACGAGAAUAACAGCAAGCAUUCCAAACAUGCUAACGUGCAUUGUGCUAAUAAUAUAUUGUGUGUACAUAGAUAAUUUGCUUGACUAUUUUUAGCCACAAUUUUACCUUUUUGCACCACCCUGUUUGUGACCUUCAAGCAACUGGUAGCUACAUUCUUAAUGAGUCUCUUUAGGUGUUAAAAAUUUGGCAUUAGAGGCUUGUGUCUCUCUUACUGGAGAGUCCUUAAUAUUUCUCAUGCUAGUUGUGUUGCUGGAAGAAAAUAUUUUUUUAACUUACUUCUGUUUACAGAUGAAGUCUGUCACACAUGAAGUGAGACACACUACCCAUAAUAUGAAUUCAUACCGAAUGCAUAAUAGCAACAGCCCUUGGGGAAAAAAAUAUAUUAAAAAACAGUUAAUCACUUUCUAUUUAACAUUCAAAACUAUAACGAAAAUGUGCUUUUCACUUCAUAUUCUAAAGUAAAGGUAAAGUAAGGGUAAAAGCAGCUCAAACGAGGACAUAGUGACGACUGAAACGGGCACACCAUACGCUCUAAUCUUCAACCAAGAUUACUUUUUUUCUAAAACGGUAUCUUUAAAUAUCCCACUAACACGCAACAUCACAUUCGGUUGAAGUUGAUUGAAUGUGAUGUGUGUGUUUCUGUUUUCUGUGUGCCCUCGUUUGAGUUGUUUUUACCCAGCGCUGGGGGUUUAUCGAUUUUAAAGUGUGUACCAACCUGCCCAGAUUUUGACACUGCUUUAUAUGCUAGUUAUGAUCUCCAAGCAAUAAGUUUCGGUUCAUGCACCGUCCCAGUGAACGUAGCAUGCUGAACAAGGAAGGAGAAAAGGAUGCAAUCGUGAAUGCUUUUCCGUCAAGGUUACUCGGUGCCACAUCAACGUGCAAUACCAGAAUUAGGUGUCGCUCUUUUGCGGAAGUAAGUAAGUGAACAAAAACGUCUAGAAAUUGUGAACACCAUUGACAGUGAAACAUAUGCACAGUCUUUGUUUCCACUGUCGUUGCUGGUGCAUGGUUCCGGUAUGUGUUCUUUGAUACUUUGACGAACAAAUGUAAUUACUACUAUAAUAUGUGUUGCCAUAACUUUCUUCUUACGUUGUCCUUUUAAUUCUUCACACAUUUAAACUUUGCUUCAAUCGAGGAAAACUAUCAAAUUAAAAAAAAAAAAAUAGAUUGUGUUUUGUCCGGUGUGAUGGAAGCACUAAGUCCAGACUUGAGCACAUAAAAACAAUACAAUCUGAUUUCAAGGGUACCUUUGGUUGUGUGUGUUAUAGUGCUACUGUUAGUGUAGACGUUACACAGUUUGGGUACCUAAUUAUCCCCCAUAAGUAUCAAAGGCUAAACUUUCCAACACUUUUGACAAAACAUGAAGCACAACGUUUCUGUUAGACAGUCACGAUGUUAUCUCUCUUUUCCUUGGAUGUGAUGGGGACGUAUGUUUGCACUCUUCACGUGCUUGUUAAUGAAUUACAAAAAAGCAACAACAACAACAAUAAGCUAUUAUUUGUUACAAAGUUAAAUGCUGGAGUGUAACACAAGCAUAAGCCCUUGCCUCAUGGGUAGUUUGCGGUUUGAAAGAUGUGCUCAUAUUCCUCAUUCGCAUUACCUUUAGCGGCUUCUUUUAAUAUUGGCAGCCAUCUUGCUUUAACAAGAAACAAAAGGUUUCAGGCAGUCUUUCAUUUAGUUUUAUUUCUGUGUCUCCUCAUUAGAUAUUUUUAAUCUGUAUGCUCUUCAUUUGUGUCAUAGCUCAGUGGUGCUCUGGUACUUACAAAGCAUGCUCAGUCAGGUUUACGUGCUUAGCCAUCACAGGGCUGAAUAUAUUUUAUUAUAUAGUAGAUUGCAGAGCUCUAUGUGUACUUAGUUUGGUGUUGAAUUAAUGAAUGCUCAAGAGCAGUAUGAUCUAGGUGGUGGGUGAGUUUACUUACUUUAUUUGAGGUUCUUCUCAUUUACAUUUUGGUUAGUGGUUCCGCUGUCCUUUCUUUUUCCCCGGUGAGGCUGUCACUCACCUGCUGGGAACCGGUACAAAGUUGAAGAAGCUGAAGGUUGUGCGUAUAGUGCAAUCGGCUGCAUAUAAAAGCCGUUAAGUUUUGGAUGAUGUUGUCUUUUUGCUGGAACGCUGAAGUAUUGGAAUCUGCUGCAGUGUGUUUCUGUGAUUCUUGAUAACGGUUCUUGUAAUUGAAUGUGCAUGACGAUACUUCAUAGAAAUUGAAGAUAAUUAUAUUGUUCUCAAUGAGUUUUAGUUGAAACUCAGUGUGAAUAAACAUCUAUUUCAAUGGUUUUGAUAUAAUGGGGCUUCAUCCUGCAUCUCAUUUGGGGUUCUGUUUCCAUUGCCAUGGUCAAGCUCUGAUCUGAAGCUUCACCACCCAACUUGCACAUGUACUGCAGUGCAAAAUUUAGAUAUAUGUAGUUAUUGCAGUGCAUUGUACGUAUGGGAUGGUGUCAAAUGAGCUCAAUCAAAUUUCUUAAUGCUGUUUUCACUUUUGAGUAUGUCUUGUCGAGUAGUGUGUCACUGGCUAAAAUUUUCUCAGUAAAUUCUUCUAAUUUCUUUCUAAAGUUCUAGUAUAGUAUAAAUACCACAGAAAAAAAGUCAGAAGUGUAACUUUGUCAAAACAUUUAUCUCAGUGUUCCUGUGAUGUGCCAGCUGCAGUCAAUGCACUAAUUGGUUGAUCUUCCUAAAUUAAUUUGAGUAUUGGAAAUUGUCAAUUUCCACUGCGUGGUGUACCAUGCUACAAGCAAGUUAACCAAUCAACUUAAGUUGGUGAAUAUGCUUGCACAGAUGAAAUCACAAACAGUGAUGGAAAUUUGUUAUAUGGUGUGACUGACUGUUAAGGGUUUUCGUGCAGAAACAGUAAACUUUCUGUUCUUGUAUAAGACACAAAAAUUGCACAUAUCUAUUAUUUCCAAUAACAGUCAGAUGUAUUCAUGUUUGGUUUUGUGUCUACUGGUUGUGAUGUGUGUCCUGUAGGAGUAAUAACCGAUGCUUACAAUGAUUACCCUCUCCAUUUGUACAUACUUGUAUUGUCCCAGAAUUUCUAUCUGUAAUGAGGUGGCUGGUACAUUUCACUGUGAUCUAGUAUUUAUGUAGAUUGCCACAUUUAGAGCAAUAUUUUACUACUGCUAAUAUAAUACUAACAUGUUUUUAAUAAUGUACCUGUACAUUUGUUAAAUAGAACAACCAUUUUCGGUAA